AACAAUUGCUAAAAGUUAUAUAAAAAUACUUUUCAAAUUUAAUGCAAUAAUAAACUAAUAAUUGCACAAAUAUUUGAAAAAAAGAAAAAUAUUGUUGAGUAUAAUUUCUAACUUCCGCACCAGAAAAUUUGUUUACCAAACCAACAAUAAAGCGCCUCGAGCGGUACCUUUCAACAAACAAGUUAAAAACAAUAAACAAUGUAUGCCAAACACAAACAAUUGCAUAGAAAAAUGCUGAACAAUUGUAAAAGAGCUAUAGGCAACGACUCGCGGCGACAUCUACUGAAAUUUGCAUAUGGAUUUCUCAUAUUUUUAGCAACAAUGUCUUGUCAGAAUACGUACGCCAUUGACUUGUCCAGCUUCAACAAUUGCUAUGACAUCAAAAAACAAGGCUUUGAUGAACGCUGGAACGCCACGGCACCCCGACAGUUCAUAGCAGGAAAUAAGACAGCCACGAUAGCGACAAUAGUAGAGAAAUACCAUCAAGAUGCCAUAUUUCAUGUUGCAAACGCAACGUCAACGGAAACAGUGCCGCAAACUUCAACGACUUCCGGUUGGAAUUGUUGUUGUUGGAAUUCAACUAAUCAGGAUGAAGUUGAAUGCAGAUGCGAAGGCGAAGCACUCACGCGUGUACCACAAACGCUUACAGUAUCAAUGCAAAGGUUGACAAUUGCCUCGGCGGGAUUACCUAGACUACGAAAUACAGGACUAAAAGUUUACGCAGAAAGUCUGUUGGAUGUUGUCCUGAUUGAUUUACAACAGUUGGAAACAAUCCAGGAUGGCGCAUUCGCCACCUUAAAAUUACUGCGUACCAUCUAUAUUUCCCAUGCACCAAUGUUAACGUAUCUGUCAAAGGAUGUUUUCCAAGGCAUUUCAGACACCAUAAAAAUAAUCCGAAUAAUAAAUAGCGGCUUAAUGACUGUGCCGGAUUUAAUACAUUUACCACCUCAAAAUAUUUUACAAAUGAUAGAUCUCGAUAACAAUCACAUUACUCGAAUUGGUAUAAAAUCUAUUAAUAUAAAGACUGAACAAUUAAUUUUAGCAAAUAAUGAUAUAAAUUUUGUAGAUGAUUCUGCAUUUUAUGGCUCGCAAAUAGCAAAACUAACCCUAAAAGAGAAUCUAAAAUUGAAAGAAGUCCAUCCAAAUGCAUUUUAUGGCAUUAGCAUGCAAGAGUUAGAUCUCUCCAGUACUUCGCUUGUACGUUUACCGUCCGUUGGCCUGCAGGAUAUAGAGAUACUACGCAUUGCAAAUACACAUACUUUAAAGACGAUACCGUCUAUUUAUAAUUUUAAGAAUUUACAAAAAGCAUAUUUGACGCAUUCCUUUCAUUGCUGUGCAUUUAAGUUUCCAUCCAGACAUGAUCCUCGCCGUCACGCUGAGCGUAUGGAUGAAAUUGCAAAGUGGCAAAAACAGUGCAUCAAGACAGGAAAUGACAUGGAAAGUAGUGAAAGUAAGGAUAACUUACGUUAUACGAGAGCUAAAGAGACUGAUAUAAGUAGUGAGUAUGUUGGAACACAAACAUUGCAACCAGAUGGAGUGUUUUAUAGUCGAGUGAUGAACUCAGACUUAAUCGUGAAUAAUGAAUCAAAAUCGACUGAUGAUGCAGAUUAUAUAGAUGGUGGUGAUUAUAUGUCAGAAUCAAUGAUUAAGGAGAUUGGCAUAUUUCAUGAAGAGAUAACAAUUGAUCCUGACGAGAGUCAACUUGAUGAAUAUUGCGGAAAUUUUACUUUUAGAAAACGUGAUGUUGAAUGUUAUCCAAUGCCAGAUGCACUUAAUCCCUGUGAAGAUGUGAUGGGCUACCAAUGGCUGCGUAUAUCGGUUUGGAUUGUUGUUGCUUUGGCUGUUAUUGGCAACGUAGCGGUUUUAGUUGUAAUUUUGUCCAUUAAAUCUGAAACUGCCUCAGUGCCAAGGUUUUUAAUGUGCCAUUUGGCUUUCGCGGACUUAUGCUUGGGACUAUAUUUGCUUUUGAUUGCUUGCAUUGAUGCACACUCGAUGGGAGAAUAUUUUAAUUAUGCAUACGACUGGCAAUAUGGUGCCGGCUGCAAAAUAGCCGGCUUUCUGACAGUAUUUGCUAGUCACUUAUCGGUUUUUACAUUAACCGUGAUUACCUUGGAACGUUGGUUGGCUAUAACAAGAGCGAUGUACCUAAACAAACGUAUCAAAAUAAAACCCGCAGCAUUUAUCAUGUUUGGUGGUUGGAUUUACGCAGUUGUCAUGUCACUCCUACCACUUUUUGGUAUCAGCAAUUAUUCCUCUACAAGUAUAUGUUUGCCUAUGGAAAUACGUGAACCCAUAGACACAGUUUAUUUGGUAACAAUAUUUGGUAUGAGUAGUUUGGCGUUCUUCAUAAUAGCCAUUUGUUAUGCACAAAUUUAUAUGUCACUUGGUGAGGAGACACGUCACUCUCGUAAUGCGCAUCCCGGGGAUAUGAGCAUUGCAAAGAAAAUGGCUUUAUUGGUUUUUACAAAUUUCUCUUGCUGGGCACCGAUAGCUUUCUUUGGACUUACUGCUUUGGCUGGCUAUCCAUUGAUAAAUGUGACAAAAUCUAAAAUUUUGCUUGUAUUUUUUUAUCCUAUGAACUCAUGUGCCGAUCCAUAUUUGUAUGCCAUAUUAACAUCUCAAUACCGACAGGAUUUAUACACGCUGCUUUCAAAAUAUAAAAUAAUUUACAGAUUUGGCAUUUGCAAGAAGAAGGCUUUACUGUACAAAAACAGUUUCUCAAUACCGGCAACAACUAAUGUGACUUUGCAUGGCUCGUCUAUACAUCGCCGCAGUUUAACAAUCAAAGCCGCUGACGGUAAAGUACCGGAGGCGCAAAUAAUGCUUAAGAAGCAGGAGGACUUCGUUUAGAUUAAAACUAUUUAUGUAAUAAUUUAAAUUAUUUUAAAAAUGUGUAAUAUUAUAUAAGUAUACAU
Molecule: messenger RNA, 2915 nt
Organism: Teleopsis dalmanni
Lineage: Eukaryota; Metazoa; Arthropoda; Insecta; Diptera; Diopsidae
Gene: Lgr1
Product: follicle-stimulating hormone receptor
Exons: 17
Coding region: 199-2850 (883 amino acids)
Biological process (GO): G protein-coupled receptor signaling pathway
Cellular component (GO): membrane
Molecular function (GO): protein-hormone receptor activity; G protein-coupled receptor activity; protein binding
Source: RefSeq, a predicted model, not a curated record